Molecule: messenger RNA, 4739 nt
Organism: Acanthochromis polyacanthus (spiny chromis)
Lineage: Eukaryota; Metazoa; Chordata; Actinopteri; Pomacentridae
Gene: slitrk5
Product: SLIT and NTRK-like protein 5
Exons: 2
Coding region: 964-3591 (875 amino acids)
Biological process (GO): positive regulation of synapse assembly; regulation of presynapse assembly; axonogenesis
Cellular component (GO): membrane
Molecular function (GO): protein binding
Source: RefSeq, a predicted model, not a curated record
CACGCAUUAAAUUGCUUUUCAUUUCCGCGCUGUGACAGUCCUAUGAUUCGGAGGGGGGGAUUUACGCAUAUAUUUUUUUUCCUCCCUUUUGUUUUUUUUUUUUUAAUUUUUUUGUAUGAGGGGGAGAACUGUCCACACUAUAUGGUAAUUGUUUCAUAAUACGUCCAUCGCUGCAGGGUAUGCGCUGGUUUGCACCAACCAAGAUCAAGUUCCACUAGUUGAAACGUUGGUGGGACGGAGAGGGGAGGAAAAAAAGAAGCUACAGAGGAUAUCGGAUGACCAAAUGCAGAGCUGCAGAAAAAAAGACGGGAUCGGAUUCUCGCAUCCAAAGCUGGAGGAACAUAUCCACUGAUCUCCGGUCGAUUUGGACGCACUGGCAAUUCAAAUAAAGAGACCUUGGGCAGAUCUAUACAUAAACUGGUACAAGCCGCACCACUGGCAGCAGACAAGGGGGGAUUCGUGCCUCUCUCCUCCGCUGCUUCGCCAGUGCGCAUGGAUGAAAGUCACAGUUAAAAUGCAUGCGGCAAGUCUUGUCUGAUGUGGGAUUACCGCGGUUUUAGUCGCUCCCUUUCUUCAACCAUGUUCGAACUUUGGUUUUGGCUCUUUUUCCGAGAUGACACUGCUGAUUUCAGUCGCUGCUGGAAGAAUACGGGAGCCCGUUUUGCCGCUCUGGCUGUCACGUUAUUGGCGUGAAUGAGACUGUAGGCUGUAUGUGCGCUUCCAUGCCUGAUUUAUGGAGCUAAACACCGAGGAGACUUGACUAGAUUUUUUUUAUUUUUUUUUAUUUUUUUGGUACGAGAGAAAAAAAAGCAGCCAGGAGAAGGGCGGACGGUGAAAUCCAUGUUCUCAAUGAGGUUGGAGCCGUGAUUUUUCGGGAUGCUUUGGUGUUUACCGGGAUCAGCACGAUGACACCUCAUACUGGUACCACACUUGAGUGAGCUGGGGCAUCCUCUCCCAGGAAAAAUGCAUAUCUGGAUCCUAAAAAUAAUCCUUCUGAUUGCAUCAUCUCUGAGGCUGGUUGAGAUGUAUGACAAUUAUGGGGAGAUCUGCCGAAACCUGUGCACAUGCGAGGAGAAGGAAGGGAUCCUGACGGUGAGCUGUGAGAACCGGGGCAUCAUCAGACUGACAGAGAUCAGCCCGGUCCAUUUCUCCAUGUACCACCUCCUGCUGACGGGGAACCUCCUGAAGAAGCUGUCAGUCAAUGAUUUCAUCAAUUACACCGGGGUGACCAUACUGCACUUGGGGAACAAUGAUAUCUCCGAGAUCGAGUCGGGUGCCUUCAAUGGACUCCAGGGAUUAAAACGGUUGCACCUGAACAACAACAAGAUCGAGGUUCUGAGGGAUGACACCUUUGCGGGGCUGGAGAGUUUGGAAUACCUACAGAUUGAUUACAAUUACAUCACCAAUAUCGAGCCCAGCGCCUUGAGCAAACUGCACCAACUGACAGUGAUGAUUUUGAAUGACAACCUCCUCUCCGCCCUGCCUCCCAACAUCUUCCGGAAUGUCCCCCUCACGCACUUGGACCUGAGGGGGAACCGGUUGAAAAUGUUCCCCUACAUUGGCCUCCUGGAGCACAUGGACAAAGUGGUGGAAUUACAACUGGAGGAGAACCCGUGGAAUUGCUCCUGCGAGCUCAUCGCUCUCAAGGCCUGGCUGGAGAGCAUAGCCUACACGGCUCUGGUGGGGGAGGUGGUCUGCGAGACGCCGUUCAGGCUCCACGGUAGAGACUUGGACGAGGUGUCCAAGCAGGAACUCUGCCCGCGAAGACCCCUCGAAGACACGGUGAGGCCUGCACCCCCUAGCAGCACCAAUGGAUAUUACCAGACCACGCCAGCUGCUGUCACAGCCUCUGCCACCUCUUCGGCUGUUUUUAGGUCCUCCUCUAGGCCUACCAAGGGCACACGGCAAUUUAACAGAACUAGGUUAAAGCCCACUUCUCGAAUACCAGGCGGUAACCCGUACAACUAUGGCCCCAUCAUUGCUUUUCAGACCAAAUCUCCUGUGCCUUUGGACUGCCCCACUGCCUGCACAUGUAAUCUGCAGAUAUCUGAAAUUGGGUUAAAUGUCAACUGCCAAGAGAGAAAGAUUGAAAGCAUUUCUGAUCUCAAACCCAAGCCAUACAAUCCGAAAAAAAUGUAUCUCACUGGAAAUUACAUCCCUGUGGUGCGGAGAUCCGAUUUUGUCGAUGCCACUGGAUUGGAUUUGCUUCACCUGGGAAACAACAGGAUAGCUCUGAUCCACGACCGGGCUUUUGGGGAUUUAACCAACCUACGUAGGCUGUAUUUAAACGGUAAUCUCAUGGACAGGCUUACAGGAGAGAUGUUUUUUGGUUUGCAGAACUUACAGUAUCUUUAUUUAGAGUACAACAAAAUCAAGGAGGUGGACGCGGGCACUUUCCGCUACCUCCCUAAUCUCCAGCUGCUUUUCCUCAACAAUAACCUCCUGAAAACUUUACCCGUGGGCAUCUUUUCCAGCCUGUCCCUGUCGAGGCUUAAUCUGCGCAACAACCACUUCCAAAACCUGCCCGUGAGCGGUGUUUUAGAUCAGCUGAAGCUGCUGGUGCAGAUAGAUCUGUUCGAGAACCCCUGGGACUGCUCCUGCGACAUAGUGGGGAUGAAGAUAUGGCUGGAGCAGCUCAGCGCAGGCACCGUGGUGAACGAGGUGGUGUGCGAGACGCCCAAACGCCACACGGGACUGGACGUUCGCUCCAUCCAGUCGGAGCAGCUCUGCCCGGACUACUCCGACGCUUACGUCUCACCGACUCCCCCUACGGACGAGCCCAGGGAUGACCUGGUCGUCACCACGGACGCCCCGCAGAGGUUCAACACCCCCAGCAGCACCGUGCCCCUCUCCGUCCUCAUCCUCAGCCUCCUGCUUGUUUUCAUCAUGUCUGUCUUUGUGGCCGCUGGGCUCUUUGUGGUGGUAAUGAAAAAGCGCAAAAAGUCACAGAGCGACCGCACGAGCACCAACAACUCAGAUGUCAGCUCUUUCAACUUGCAGUACAGCCUCUACAGCAACCGCUCCGGCCCUAAAGUCAAAGCCCCGGCCGGCCACGUCUACGAGUAUAUUCCUCAUCCCAUGGGCCACAUGUGCAAAAAUCCCAUUUAUAGGUCACGUGAAGGGAACACGGUCGAGGAUUACCGUGACCUCCAUGAGCUCAAGGUCACGUACAGGAGUACCCCGGAUGAGGAGAGGGACAGUAGCACGAUGAGGAGCCCUACGUACAGCGUUAGCACCAUCGAACCGAGAGAAAACCCUUCCCCUGUCCAGGAUGCCGACCAUUUCUUCAGAGGCAUCCUCGAGCCGGACAAGCAGUCCCCCCAUCAGUCCAUCCCCUCCAUCCCAGGAGGGGCCAAUUUAGAGUACAAGUACACAGGGCCUGUGUCGUACACAUACAACCCAAAUUUUGAUGUCAGACGUCAGUUCUUGCACCCGGAGAGGAUAAGAGAAACAAUGCUCUAUGGCACAGCACCCAGUACUGUUUAUGUCGAGCCCAACAGGAACGAAUACUUGGAGCUAAAAGCUAAACUGCAGUCUGAGCCCGAUUACCUCGAAGUUCUUGAGAAACAGACCACCUUUAGCCAGUUCUGAGGAACAGAAUCAUUAAUGUAAUGAAGCAUUUUCUCUCUUGACCCCUCCUUGAAGCAGUGGCUCAGUCUAUAGGGUGCCUUGGCACGACACAAACACAAGCGAAAUCGAAGGAGUUCAAACGGGGUGUGCCGAACAAUCUUAUUCUUAUUUCUGAAACAUGACAUUACAGGAAUGGAUACAGCUUUCUGAAACAUGGAUGAACAAAAUUGCUCUGCUUAACUGAUGAUGCAAAAUCUAUUUUUCUAUGGUGAAGAUGAUCGAAUAACACACACAAAAUGUAAGUGUACAGGUAAAUCUUACCCAAUUUCAUUUUCAGGAAUAUAACCAUACAUAAGGUAUAUUGUGAAUCAGAAAAAGAAAUGUUUAUAAGAAAAAAAAGAAUCACUCCUGGACAAAAACACUGUACAGCAGAUCAUCAAAACUGUGUAGGACUAUUUUCUGCUGUAGUCUGUAAGUAAGUAUUUAUUGAUAUAAUCUGCCAUGUCUUUUCAAAACUUUUGAUUCUACAUCAAUAUUACCUGUGUCAUCAUACUCCAUGAUCCUCUGGAAAGGCUUAUGUUUGUAGUUUCAUUUACUGUAGCUCUGCAUUGUAAAAGUGGCUUUUUUUGAAAGUGGCACACCCCCAAAUGUUCAAAAACAGACUGCGUCAUUUGAAGAAGAUGAAAAAAAAAAAAGUGUCUUUGUAUGCUUUCUGCACUUUUUGGAAUUGGAAGGCGAGUUAGCCUUCACUGAGCUCUCAUAAAGGAGAUUAUUAUAUUAAAAAUGAAUAUGAGUAUUCAUUCUUAAUAUGUAGAAUUGAUAUGUUAUCAAGACAAAAAUUCAGAAAUGAUAUUUGAAGUAUGAAUUAUGUUGUGUAAUACUGAUAUUUUAAUCAAUGUAACACCUAUUUUUAUACAAAGCAUUGGCAGAUUCUCUAUUACUUAUCGGUUUCUUUUUUUUUUUUCUUUCUUUUGAUUGCUUUGCACUUAUUGCACUAUAUUGACCAAACUAUGUUAUUGUCAUCAAAUAAACAUGAUGUCAGGUUCAUAUAAUGUGCUUAUGAGGAAAACUCAAGCUGUUGGCUGGUGAUAUGAAGGAAGGGGUUUUGGUCCAAUUGGAGAAAUGAUUUUUAUUUUGUAAUCAAAUCACAAUACAUUGGCUGACAAGAA